AUGACAACCCCAAACCCACAACCCCUCAUCGUCAUCAUCCCCGGCGGAUUCCACCGGCCAGCACACUACACCAGCAUCAUCACUCCUCUGCAGUCCCAAGGCUACACAGUCCUCAGCGUCCCCCUCGUUGUCUGCGGCGACGCCGAAAUCUCACCCGACGCAACCCCCGCCGACGACGUCAAGGCCCUGCAUAACCAGCUUCUCCCGCUCUUGGAUCAAGGAAAUGAAGCCAUCCUCGUUGCUCACAGCUAUGGAUCCAUGGUUGCGACUGCUGCCAUUCAGAACCAGACGAAAGCCGACCGGAGUUUGAGGGGACUGGCUGGUGGUAUUGUGGGGAUUGUCUCGAUUGCCGGGUUUGCUUUCCCUGUGAGGGGGAAGAGUAUCUCGGGAGGUGAGGAGGAAAUGGGGCCGCUUCCUUAUCAGGUUCUAAAGGACGGCCUCCUCUCCCUAACGGAAGCCGCCAAGCCCCUUUUCUACAGCGACCUCUCCCCAGAUGCCGCCGACGCUGCAUUUGCCUCCAUCUGCAAAUUCCAGUCUCACAAGAGCCUGAACUACUUCCCGCAGUUCCUGGAGUCCGAGAUCACCGUUCCGAAGCUUUACGUGCUGUGCGAGCGGGACCAGACAAUCCCGCCUGCAUUCCAGGAGGUCAUGGUACAGGUUGGGAAGUUUGAUAAGGUUGCUAGGGUGCAGGCAGGGCAUUCUCCGUUUUUGAGUGUUCCGGGGGAGGUGGUGGAUGUUAUUGUUGGGUUUGGGAACGAGGUUGUGAGGCGGUAG
This is a messenger RNA of Dichotomopilus funicola, 774 nucleotides long. RefSeq names its product Alpha/beta hydrolase fold-1. The transcript is spliced from 2 exons. Lineage: Eukaryota; Fungi; Ascomycota; Sordariomycetes; Sordariales; Chaetomiaceae. The record is from RefSeq and is a predicted model, not a curated record. The coding region runs from base 1 to 774 and encodes 257 amino acids.